Molecule: messenger RNA, 1694 nt
Organism: Lactuca saligna
Lineage: Eukaryota; Viridiplantae; Streptophyta; Magnoliopsida; Asterales; Asteraceae
Source: the annotation of a GenBank genome assembly
AUGGAGAAAGUAAAGAAAGAUUCAGAUAAAGAUCGCUUGAACCAGAUUCGAAUAAUUCAUUACAUAGUGCGAUGCGUAAUUAUAAACGAAUCCACUGAGUCGUGUCCUAUGGGCAUGAAAGAUAUGCAGAUUUUGCAUCCACCUCGCCAUCGUUCUCAAUUAAAGAAACCCAAAUGGAUUAUCAUAUUGGUUUCAUUAGUUUGCAUCUUCUUAAUUGUCGCAUACAUUCAUCCACCUCGAGACUCUACUGCCUGUUAUAUCUUCUCGUCUUCUAGCUGUAAAACCAUUGCCAGAUGGCUUCCACCUCCAGAAAGACAACUCACUGAUGAAGAGAUUGCUUCUCGUGUUGUAAUUAAGAAUAUAUUAAACUCCCAAAUGGAAACAAAAAAUCCCAAGAUUGCUUUCAUGUUCUUGAGUCCUGGAUCAUUACCUUUCGAAAGAUUGUGGGAUAAAUUUUUUCAGGGUCAUGAAGGUAAAUUUUCGAUCCAUAUUCAUGCAUCCAGAGUCAAACCGGUCCACUCUAGUCGAUAUUUCCAAAAUCGUGAAAUUCGUAGUGACAAGGUAGAUUGGGGGAAAAUUUCAAUGGUUGAUGCUGAAAAACGGCUUUUGGCGAAUGCAUUGAAGGAUCCUGAUAAUCAGCAUUUCGUGUUACUUUCUGACAGCUGUGUACCAUUGCGUGGGUUUGACUAUGUAUAUAAUUAUCUUAUCUACACCAACAUCAGCUUCAUCGACAGCUUUGAGGAUCCUGGCCCACAUGGAAGUGGUAGAUAUUCCAACCGUAUGUUACCUGAAGUUGAAAAGAAAUUCUUUAGAAAGGGUGCUCAGUGGUUCACAAUGAAGCGUCAACAUGCUAUUAUUGUUAUGGCCGAUAGUCUCUACUAUACAAAGUUCCGAGAUUAUUGUCGGCCUGGUAUGGAUGGGCGUAAUUGCUAUGCUGAUGAACAUUAUUUGCCAACAUUAUUUCAUAUGUUUGAUCCACAUGGGGUAGCAAACUGGUCGGUGACGCAUGUUGAUUGGUCGGAACGAAAAUGGCAUCCGAAAUCCUACCGGAAGAAGGACGUCUCUUUACAGCUCAUCAAAAAUAUUUCGUCGAUUUCUGAAAGUGUUCAUGUUACAAGUGAUGAAAAGAGGGAAAUGACGAUUACGCCCUGUAUGUGGAAUAGUGUGAAUCGACCAUGUUACUUAUUUGCAAGAAAGUUCUUACCAGAGACCUUGAACAGCAUGAUUGACCUUUUCCCAAUUUACACGACUGUUUGACUUUUAUUACCGAUUCUUUGGUAAAGCCAUCUUAAUUCUCACUCCUUUCAAACAUGGGUCUGUUUUCGAGUUGAAGAGCAAGUUUGAGUGGAUAGUGAGGAAGAAAGGUUUUCAGAAAUCUGUUUAAUCUUUUGUUAAUUUGUAACUUUAUACUCCCUUGAUUUUUGGGGAGAUGUUUUGUAGAAGAUGUGGUCGACUGUUUGUACUUUUGUAGGGAUGAAACAAUUAAUUAAGUAGGAAUAGUGAUUCCAUGGUUGUGUUUGUACGAUUAUGUUUUGUGCAAUGAAAAAGUGGUACAUGUUUUGGAGUAGAAGUGCAUAAAAAGAUUGGGGAUAGUCCGACCCGGUUCAAAACCCAUCUAAACCAAGGGUUCGGUAAAACAAAGCAUGUUUCCUUUAAGUAAUAGUAGAGAAAAAUAAUCAUUAUUGAUAUAUGGG